This is a messenger RNA of Ruditapes philippinarum (Manila clam), 1596 nucleotides long. RefSeq lists its product as uncharacterized. Gene Ontology annotation, cellular component: cytoplasm; nucleus. The transcript has 6 exons. The record is from RefSeq and is a predicted model, not a curated record. Bases 117 to 1589 code for a protein of 490 amino acids. NCBI's taxonomy places the organism in Eukaryota, Metazoa, Mollusca, Bivalvia, Venerida, Veneridae. Gene Ontology annotation, biological process: modification-dependent protein catabolic process; protein ubiquitination. Gene Ontology annotation, molecular function: protein tag activity; ubiquitin protein ligase binding.
GUAACGUACCCGACAGCCAAUCUACUUUCGGUUUUAAGAAGAAUUAUUUGCAGAUAAACCCAAACGGCAAGCUGGUAUAAGUUUCACUGACAAUGGCAUUUUGAUACUUUUUAAAGAUGUCUGGUAAAGACAAGAGGUCACCACCUGAUACAGGUGGAAGAUCACAGUUAGAGAACAGUACUAAAGGGGCAACAUCUUCCAGUAGAAAGAUGUUGCCCAGUGUUGUUGCAACAUCUUCCAGAGAAGGAGUGUUGCCAAGUGAUGGAAGGAGCUCUGAUGUAGAAGAAACAGACAAGAAAUUUGAUGAGGCUGCAUGUUCAGAUGAUCAUCAAACAGCAUCAAGCCGUGCUGAUAAUACAGACUCGAAUUUAAAGGGAAAGAAUAAGAAGGGGGAAUUUAUAUCAGAUAAGGUAAAAAUAUUUUCAUCAGAGCAAACAACUGAAACACAACAUCAACUUAAACCAAAAACACAUUUGUGUAAAAAGGGUGAAAAGAAAAAGGAAUUAUCUGAACAAGGUAAAAAUGAACCCAAAGUAUGUCUGCCUAAUUUAGAAGAGAAAGGGUCAAAGGAAAACUUAAAGAUACAUGGCAACAAAGAUGUAGAAGGUUUAACUACAUCUGCAUCUGGUGGUGAUCAGUCUGUGAAAGGGGACAACUUGAGCAAAUCCUAUGUUGUUUUAACUAAAGAUGGCAAAGAUGAGAUAGAAGUAAAUGUGAAGAUGCUUACUGGAGACGGUUUCAGUGUAUCUGUAGCCUUAAAUGACACUGUUGAAGUAGUUAUGUUGAAAAUUGAAGAGACAACAGGGUAUUCCUGUGAGAAUCAGAGGUUGGUAAUGGCUGGAAAGAAGUUAUUGAAGACUGAUACAUUGCUAUCUCAUGGGAUUGGCAAGGAUUCAACAAUACAUCUAGUAGUUGCUGCUGAUAAAGCAAAAGGAGACAGUAGCAGUGGCCUAGAAAGUAAUUCAACAGAAGUACCAGAAACAAGUGACAACCCUGAAACAAAGGAUAAAAGAGAUGCAAUGGAAAACAAUCGUACAGAAGAAACAGAUCCUAGUUGCAGCUCUCAGCAAGGUUCAACAGAGAAUGGUAAAGGUGUGAGUCAAAUUGAAAAAUCAGAACCAAGAAUUCAGAACUCACCUAGUCCAACACCUACAUCAGAUGUUGGUAGCAAGUAUCUGCAAGGGGAACAAGGGAGUGGAAUGCUAACACAUCCUACAGAUUCUCAGAUGAAAGAAAAAGUUGAGAAAAGUCAGCAAUUGAUUCCAGAUUCCAAGUCUUCUCCAAAGUCAGCAUUUAUGAAAAGUUAUAAGGAGAGCACAACAAAAGUUGAAAAACUGACAACAAAAGUCAGUGAUGUUGGAAGUGACAUGAACCAAGAGAAAGUAGACACUGAGAUAGAAAAGGAAGGUGAAAUAAAAAUUCCUCAAACUCCAGAGACUGAAGGUGAAAAGGACACAAAGGAUGAUAUGAAUGUCUUAAAAAUGGAUAAAGGUAUCUUUAGUAAUUCAGCGGUCAACAUGAAAAUAAAUUCUAUGUUAAUGUACUUUAUAAAUUACUCAGUUAAACUUAUAAAUGAUAACUACAGUUGAUUUUAAG